Messenger RNA from Arthroderma uncinatum, 1254 nucleotides. Its product is annotated as phosphoglycerate kinase. The transcript is spliced from 3 exons. The coding region runs from base 1 to 1254 and encodes 417 amino acids. Gene Ontology annotation, molecular function: ADP binding; phosphoglycerate kinase activity; ATP binding. Gene Ontology annotation, biological process: glycolytic process; gluconeogenesis. The record is from RefSeq and is a predicted model, not a curated record. NCBI's taxonomy places the organism in Eukaryota, Fungi, Ascomycota, Eurotiomycetes, Onygenales, Arthrodermataceae. Gene Ontology annotation, cellular component: cytosol.
AUGUCGCUCUCGAACAAGCUAGCUAUUACCGACAUCGAUGUCAAGGGCAAGAGAGCCCUGAUCCGAGUCGAUUUCAAUGUCCCUCUCGAUGCGGACAAGAAGGUCACCAAUACCCAGAGAAUCGCCGGAGCUCUGCCAACGAUCAAAUAUGCUGUCGACCACGGUGCCAAAGCUGUGAUUCUCAUGUCCCAUCUUGGACGACCAGAUGGCAAACCCAACCCAAAAUUCAGCCUCAAGCCUGUCGUCCCAGAACUCGAAAAGCUGCUUGGAAAGUCGGUUACCUUCCUCGACGACUGUGUCGGCAAGGAGGUUGAGGAGGCCAUUUCCCGUGCCAGCGAUGGCCAAGUUUUCCUUUUGGAGAACCUGCGUUUCCACGCCGAGGAGGAGGGAAGCUCCAAGGAUGAGUCUGGCAAGAAGGUCAAGGCUGAUCCAGCUGCCGUUGAGGCUUUCAGAAAGGGACUGACUGCCUUGGGAGAUGUCUAUAUCAAUGACGCAUUCGGCACCGCCCACAGAGCCCACAGCUCCAUGGUUGGUGUUGACCUACCACAAAAGGUUUCUGGAUUCUUGGUCAAGAAGGAGUUGGAAUACUUCGCAAAGGCCCUUGAAAACCCCCAACGACCAUUCCUGGCCAUCCUCGGAGGCGCCAAGGUCUCCGACAAGAUCCAAUUGAUCGACAACCUUCUCACAAAAGUCAACAGCCUUAUCAUUUGCGGUGCUAUGGCUUUCACCUUCAAGAAGGUAAUUGACAACCUGAAGAUUGGCAACAGCUUGUAUGACGAAGAAGGCAGCAAGCUAGUCAAGGGAAUCAUGGAAAAGGCCAAGGAGAAGAACGUCAAGGUUGUCCUACCAGUCGACUAUGUCACCGGUGAUAAGUUUGCUCCUGACGCCAAAGUCGGUUAUGCCACUGAUGCCGAAGGUAUCCCUGAUGGCUGCAUGGGUCUCGACUGUGGUAAGGAGAGUGUCAAGCUCUUCCAGGAAGCUAUCGGCGAAGCUAAGACCAUUCUCUGGAACGGACCCCCUGGCGUCUUCGAAUUCGAUGCCUUUGCUCAAGCCACCAAGGACACCCUUAACGCAGCUGUGGAUGCCGCUCAGAAGGGAAGCAUCGUCAUUAUUGGCGGCGGAGACACCGCAACUGUUGCGGCCAAGUUCAAGGCUGAGGAUAAAUUGAGCCACGUCUCAACUGGAGGUGGUGCUUCCCUCGAGCUGCUCGAAGGCAAGGACCUGCCCGGUGUGUCUGCGCUGUCGAGCAAGUAA